AUGUGUAUAUGGGUGGACUUUGAGAGCGACGACCAGCAGUCUGGAUUUGUAGAAGCGAGGACCCGUGAUCACAAGACCAGCAAUACAGUCAAGACGAAGAGGCGUGCGAUGCCUCUGGUGGCCCCGUUUCCCGGGGUCACUGAUGCCAACUGGGUGAAAGCCUGGUGGAAUGCCGGGCUUCGUCUCGGUGUGCAGUGGGAUGCAGAGCCCUUUGGGCCUCUGGUCCGUGCCCCAGAUGCCGAGGGCCAGCUGUGCAAGAGACGGUGCACUUCAAGCGAAGCCGGUGUGAUGUUGUGCAAUGCCUUGGACCUGGAUGGAGACCAGAGGCGUACGUCGCAUGUCUUGAAGGGUACGACUCUAGCUUGGGUUGGCAAGCGCGGCUUCGGAGAGCGGGAUAGCCUUCUUCUUGGUCACCAUGCUCAGGGCUCAGGCUCGUUGGCAUGCUACAGUCGGGAAUUGUUGAGCGCGCCCCUUCGCGCAUACAGGGCUAUGCUUGCCGAAAUCAGGACAAACGUCUUCAGGCCAGAUAGUACCCGCAGUGCGAGCGUGCAGGCGGUCACUGCCUUGAAAGAAUCAGGGAUCACGACCUUAGGGAAACUUAGCUAUGCUGUGACGCUUCCGGGGAAUCAACCUUCGAGUGAUGACAUGGAUGCUUUCAUCUUGACCCUCCGGCCGGGAGCCAGAAUCACCUUAGGGGACAGCUCCGCUUUGAAGCAGCUCAUCUUUGAAUCUCAGACCAUGACUGUGGCUGAGCUGAGAUCUUCGAUGCAGGCUACAGACGAGGUGCCAAGGAAACUGCCGGCAUCGGAGCGUUCCAUGCGCAUUGAUGCUCAGAAGCGUCGUCUGUCAGGAUUGCCACUGGAGGGCCCUCUUGCAGUCGCUCAUUGUGUGUAUGACAGGUUAGCAACCAUGCGUGAGAAUGAUGAAUUGAAGUAUCUGGCCCCCAAUGAGUGCAUCACUCGUGAUGAGGAGCUUUGUUGUGAGAAGCCUCCCAAAGCCUUGCACCUUGAUGCAAGUAAGACGGGUUUAGUGUUGAAAGAUGAAGAGGCAACGGCUGCCAUCUCUCUUGAUAGCGACCUGUCCCUGUAUGAAGCAAUGAUGAGGCGUGCCUUAGCUAUGGACUUAGUGGGCCUCGCAUCUUAUGCUUGUGUGCAGAAGUGGAAUGAGCGCCUUUUCCGCAUCAUGAGCCAGGACCCGCCUCCCGAGUUUCAGCGUGUCUCCCGUGCGCAAGUGCUGCGAGCUGACCGGCAGUGUUUCCUGGAGCUUGCUCGAGUGUGCAAUGGAAACUUGAAACCUGGUCCUGAUGGGUCCCUCCCCUUAGAUAAGGAGUUUGAGAAGCUUGAGUUCAACACUACUGUGAUGUACUUCUUGUUGCCUGUGAAAGGCCGGGGCAAGGGAGGAGGCAAGGCUGAUAAGGAUGGUAAGGGUCGUAAACGCACGAAGACCACAAAUGAUGGUGAGAGCCCGAAUAAGAAAGCCAAGAUCACGCGCGACCCGAUUCCCGAAGUUCUCAAGGGUAUGCACUCGAGAACACCAGACAACAAACCGAUCUGCUUCAACUUCAACUUGGGCAAGUGCAAGGGGACGUGCGCGGGCGAUGUGAUUGCAUGUGCAGUGCCCGAGUGUCAGGGAUCGUCCGUGCACUUAGCGAAGCCGGUUAAGGCGUGCCAGCUUGUGUGGUUGUCUCCGAACGGUGUUACCCAGCUCUUUUGCGAUUGGCAGAGGGUGCUCUCAAGCUUCCGCGGUGAUGUCCAGUGUGAAGUGGAAAGGUGCAUUUACAUUUUUGCUCAGCUCAUCAAGCACUGUGCUGAUACGGAUACCAUGUGGACCAUCGAAGCGCCCUCGCGCUCGCCCUUUUGGAAGACUUCGCUGGGUCUUGAGGUGUCUUCUUCUGCUGUUGAGGUUGACUUGAGCCGCUACGCCCCCGGUGCCCGGGGUCGCAUCAAGUUUGCAUCUUCAUGCCCUCGAGUUUUGUCUGCCAUUUCCCCGCCUGUGGUGCAGCCUCCGCUUGUCAAAGCCAGCUUGGAGGCAGCUAUGGGACGCAUGUAUCGGGCUUUGGCCCUCAUCAUGCUUGAACACCUUGAUGUAGACGCUUCAAGCUUACCACCUUUGUUUGCAGCUCAGGUUGGCACAGGUAAGCAGCCUCGCAAGCCUCUGCUUGCGCCAGUGCCAGAGUUCAAAUACUUUGUUCGUGUGACCUUGAGUGCAGUGCCCAUCUUGGAUAACAAGCGCCGGCUUCUUCAGCCCUUGCGUGUGCAUGAUGUGGUUGUGCCUGCUGGAGCCAAGCUGCUCCCCCCUCUUUACUUCACCGCUGCUGAGUCUGUGAAGGGGGUGUGUCUGCCAGUCAGCGGUGACAAAUCUUCCGAGACACUGUUUGCCGCUGGUGAGAGCCCUCCCGCGGCUGCAAUUGCAGAUGACAGGAUGGCGACGUCCUCCCCUAGGGUUUCCCUGCCUGUUCCUCCUCCCCCUUUGGGUUUAGUGGAUGGCUCGCCUUCUCCUUUUGGUUUAGCUUUGCCUGACCCAGGUAGCAGGGCUGCUGCGAUGACUGUGACCAGCGAAGCUGAAGUGCUAGCGGCGGAUUUGUGCGACAUUCCUACGCAAGCACAGCUGCUGCAGGUUUUCGACACGUUACCAGCAGAAACUCCAGCAAGGGGUGUCAAGGACGCGCGGGAGAAGGCCUGGUCUGCUGGUGCCUACUCCCAGGGUACUUUGUGUGGCUUACGAAAGAACACCAAGCUUUUUCCGAAUGCCGUUCGGUUGGCUGUGAGGCUCCUGCGUUCCCGCUUUCCUCAUGCCACGUUCGCCACGGUGGCAAUAUACUCCAAUGUGUGCACUCCGAUGCAUCGGGAUGCCAAUAACUUGGAUGGGAGUUCCAACUACGUGAUGGCCUUGACAGACUUUGCUAAAGGGGGCAUUUGGGUACAGGAUGAUGAGGGUCAGCAUGUAAGGGCCACGCCCCUUGGAAAGGCUACUGGUCGUGUCCUGCAAGUGUGCGACAACCCUGUGGAGUUCGAUGCACAUUGCUUUCACUGCACUUUGCCUUGGGAGGGCUCUAGAGUCGUGUUGAUCGGAUUCACACCGAAUCGGGUCGGUUCUCUAAAGAAGGAUGAUGUGCGAGUCUUACGGGACUUAGGCUUUCCUUUGCCUGGCCACCCUAUGCCGGUCUCUUGUGCAACAACGACGUGCCCCCCGGAUCACCAGGCUGAGAGUGGGGAAACUGAUCCUGUGGCCAUGCCUGUGCAGCCGACUUUGGUCACCUGUUCGGCGGCAACGUGCCCUCCUGACCAGCCGUGCAAGAGUGGGGAAACUGAGCCUGUAGCCGGGCCUGUGCAGCAGACUCAUCAUGCAACCUUUGGGGUUCCCUUUGAUGAGAGUGAGUUCGUGCGCGCUGCUGUACGAGCAGGGCAUCCCAGCUCUUCACUUUCCUCACUGCCGGACCACCUUGAGUCGUGCGUAGAUAUGCUUGCUAAGGCUCCGCCACAUGCUGUGGUAGACAAGAGGAGGAGAUGGCUUGACAAGUGGACCACACGGGCGUGUGAAAUUGAACGUGACCCAGAUCCUUCGUGGGACAUCGAUGACCCGCACAUGAAACGUGUCCUUUGCAAAAAGCGUCUGCAGCUGCUUGACGAAAUCAUUGCCGCCGAGGGCUAUGAUGAUGUAAACCUUGCUAGGGAUAUCUGGUCGGGCUUCGACUUAGUGGGUACUUCGCCUGUAUCCAAUGUUCUGCCGGGAAAGGUUACUCCGGCCUCAUUGCAUCCCGAUGACCUGUGUGCUGCAGCGCCUCGGGCCAAUGAGGCGCUCAAGGUCUCCUUGGGUUCCUCCGGUGAUAGGGAGAAGGACAUCUUGUUGUGGGAAAAGACGAUGAAAGAGGUUGACUCAGGCUGGCUCCUGGGACCUUUCGAAUGGGACUCCUUGCCGCAGGAGCAUGUUGUAUCCCACAGAUUCCCUCUGUUGCAGAGUGGGAAGCUGCGUCCCAUCGACGACUACAGCAGGAGCGGUGUAAACUCUUGUGUGACGACUUUGGAACAGCCCACUGUGGAUACUGCAGAUGUGGCAGCUGCUAUGUUCGUCAGGUUGUGCACGAAGCUUCGCGAUUCUAAGAAACCCUCAUGGAUCAAGGGUCGUGCCUUCGACUUGACGGCGGCUUACCGCCAAUUGUGCGGAGCCUUGAGCUCGCGCCGCUUUGCUGUCAUUGCGGUGUAUGACCCACACAAGCAAAAGACCAUGCUAUUCACUCAGGUCUGCCUCCCCUUUGGAUCGCGGGCUUCAGUGAAUGGCUUCAUCAGGUGUUCCAGGUGCAUCCAAUGGCUUGCCAAUCGUUGCUUGCUUGUGCCCACUACCUCUUACUAUGAUGACUUCAUUGUCGCCUCACCCGAUUGUCUUGCCGACAACACGGGUGCAACAAUGGAACUGCUGUUCCAACUCCUUGGUUGGGUCUUCGACAUGGAGGGGCCCAAGGCUGAUGUGUUUUCCAGGCAAGUGUCUGCCCUGGGACUUCGCUUUGACUUGGAGAAUACCGGCGACUGCGUGGUCACUGUUGACAACACGGAGAAACGUAAAGGCGACAUUCGUGCUUUUGUGACCCGCAUCCUUGAUGAAGGUGUGUUGCCCUACAAAGAAGGUCUUGAGCUGAGAGGCAAGCUCUCCUUUGCGAACUCUCAAGUCAUGGGGAAAGCGGGGCAUUACGCUCUCAAGCACAUCAGUUCCCAUGUUCAUGCCUGGCCUUUUGUUCCCAAGCUAUCCGAUCCCGCUCGGGAAGCUCUUAGUUUUCUACUUGAUCGUGUGUUGCAUGGGUCCCCGAGGCGCAUCACAAGAUCCUUGGGGCAGCCUUGGUUUGUCUUCACAGAUGCAAGCUUUGAGCCUGACUUCACUGGGGGUCUAGGGGGCGUUCUAAUCUCUCCUUUGGGUUCGGUUGUUAGCUGGUUCGGACUGCCCUUGAGCGAGAGCGAUAUUCGCCCUUUGAUUCCAGUGGAUGCCAUCACGGGUAUCGGCGAGCUGGAAACUGUUGCAGUGGUGGUGGCCUUCAUGCUUUGGAGCCAGCGCCUCGCGUCUUCAGAGUGCAUGGCAUACCUUGACAAUGAGGGUGCACGCUUUGCUCUGAUAAAGGGCUACUCAGCUUCGUGGGCCGUCACCAGAGUUUGUCAUGUCUUUGCCAGGACUUGUGAACAGAGUACCCUUCUGCCCUGGUGUGCACGUGUGCCAUCGAGCAGCAACAUUGCAGAUGCACCGAGUCGUAGCAUUGCUUGCGAACUUUUGCCACAGGACCGAGUUGCCGAUGCGUCCUCAGUCGCUGCCACAUACCGGGAUAUCGUGCAACAAGUCAUAACUCUUUCCUAA
Messenger RNA from Symbiodinium sp. CCMP2592, 5337 nucleotides. Lineage: Eukaryota; Dinophyceae; Suessiales; Symbiodiniaceae. The record is from the annotation of a GenBank genome assembly.